AUGAACAACUCUCCCUUACCUAUUCCAUUUAUUAAACGCUAUGUUGGUAGGAAGAGUUGUUUAGUCAAAAUAGUUCGACCUGAGUCGCGUACAUUACGAAAAUUAACUCAAAAUACUUCUAAAAAUAAUCAAAACGUAAAUGGAGACAAACCAUUAACAGAUUUAGCAUCACCGCGACUUGAAGAACCAAUCGAUGAUCUUAUAGGUCCAAUUUUUAUUCCAAGUGUUCCUAUCGUAAAACGAAAAUUUCAUCAUGAAGUUGAAUGUCCACAAUUAGAGCAACUUAAGCCUCAGUUAAAUAACAAUACAAACGAUUUGAUUAUGCGAAAGAUAGAAGUGUGCAAUAUUAUUUGUGAUUUCAGUGACCCGGAUUCCGAUAAAAAAGCAAAGAAAGAAAAGAAGACAGCACUCAAAGAAUUACUUGCGUUAUUCUCAAAUAAAGAUAAUUGUCAAGCCGUUGCGCCUCCAAUUAUUGAUUCUCUGUUCAAAAUGUUUGAAGUUAAUAUUUAUCGACCAUUCCCAUCAGUUUCUGAGAAAUACUUAGCGUUCGAUGAAGAACCAUUGAUGUCAGAAGUUUCAUGGCCUCAUUUAUCAUUAGUUUACGAUAUUUUGAUUCAAUAUCAAACAAAUUUUCCACGUGAUCCACAUUUCACAGAAUUAUUCAUGAACAAACUUCUUAGUGCCUUUGAUUCCUGCGAUUCUAACGAGCGUGGAAAGCUAAUUACUAUCUUUACAAACUAUUCAACGACGAAUCCGAACUUAGUUCAUAAAUUAGUCGAAUAUUACGGUCACGUAUGUCGUGAGUACAUCGAUGGUCACUCAUAUUCUUUUGCUUUAACUCCUGCUUUGCGAUUAUUCAACAUUUCUCUUAAAACUGCUCCAAACAACGAAAUGGAGUUUUAUUACAACAUAAUAUUGACCAACAUUGUACCAUUACUCAAGAAACAGCAUGUUACAACUAUUUUACCACUAUUGAAUCCAAUAUUUGAUUUCAUCAUUCCAAAAGAGCCCAAAUUUGCAGAGAUCAUUGUUCUUUACAUUGUUAAUCAUUGGCCUGUUUCAUGGCCAUCUAAACAGCUCAUUUUCGUUGACUUCAUCAACAAUACAAUGGAAAAAAUGCCAUUGAAAAACUUUUCAUCCAUUUGUCACAAAGUUUUUAAAUUAUAUGCAACAUGUCUUCAAUCCAAAUCAUACAAAGUUGCAGAAGCAUCAAUGAAAGUAUGGGAUAACCACAAACUGAUCACAUUAAUACUGGACAACACUCGCUCGAUAUAUCCAGUCAUUAUGAGUCCUCUGAUUUUUACAAUGAAACAACACUGGAACCAAUCGACAAGAAACUGUGCAAUUUCUGCAUACAAACAAGUCCACAACAUUGAUCCGUUUGUUUUCGAUGAGAUCAGUAACAAACUUGCGAAGAAGAUGAAAACAACAGACGGCAACGAACUCAUCAAAAAAUGGGCUACAGUUGCAAAAUUCAGUGCAAAAACAGACAGAGAACUUAACUUGGCAAAGAAACUGUCAGAAAUCCAACAAGUUUUUUCUGUUGUUGAAGACAAAGAAGAUAAUCAAAUUAACAACACAGGAAGUAACAAGAAAUGA
This is a messenger RNA of Trichomonas vaginalis G3, 1599 nucleotides long. Its product is annotated as protein phosphatase regulator protein. Gene Ontology annotation, cellular component: protein phosphatase type 2A complex. The coding region runs from base 1 to 1599 and encodes 532 amino acids. Gene Ontology annotation, biological process: signal transduction. Gene Ontology annotation, molecular function: protein phosphatase regulator activity. NCBI's taxonomy places the organism in Eukaryota, Parabasalia, Trichomonadida, Trichomonadidae. The transcript has a single exon. The record is from RefSeq and is a predicted model, not a curated record.